This is a messenger RNA of Prunus mume (Japanese apricot), 933 nucleotides long. Lineage: Eukaryota; Viridiplantae; Streptophyta; Magnoliopsida; Rosales; Rosaceae. The record is from RefSeq and is a predicted model, not a curated record.
AUGUGUGCGAAAGACGUUGAGAAGCUUGUGAAUAACCGACUUCGAGACUUAAAGAUUGGUGGAAAUUUCGAAGAUGCACUACGUGUUGAGGUAGACCGAGCAAACUCAUCACCUUUCACCGUCGAAAUUGAGCAGGCUGCUCCCCCGAAACGAUUCUCAACGCCCUCUUUUACAUGCUUCAAAGGCGAUUCCGAUCUUGAAAACCAUCUGAAGUAUUUUAAGAGCCUUAUGAUCCUCUACAAAGCUGAAGACGCGCUAAUGUGCAAGGUGUUUGCAAUGACUUUGCAAGGAGCAGCUCAGAACUGGUUCCACACCCUGCCAUGCAGGUCGAUCAGCAGCUUCAAGGAGCUUGCUUAUGUCUUCACUAAAGAAUACACUUCUUAUCGGUCAAUCAAGAAGAAUCCUGACCAUCUGUUCAACCUGCACAAGAAGUCCAAUGAAUCCCUGCGAGACUACAUCAAGAGGUUCAAAGCGGAGAGGGCAAACAUUGUAGGAUGUGAUGACCAAAUUGCGUCAUCUGCCUUCAAGAGGGGGUUGCCAACUGAAUCAGAGCGCUAUGCAUUAUGGGACGAUGACCGGAUCACCACGAAGAAGGCUGAUCAAGUAGCUGAGCAGGUAAGCCAAGAGAACGACAAGCGCAGAUCACAGCCUCAGGAAGGUGCUUCAGCAGCGGAGAGCUACACCAAGUUCACUAUCCCGAUACACCAGAUCCUGACCCAAGUAAAAGACAUGCCUUGGUUGAAGAAACCAUCGCCUUUAAAGGGAAACUCAACAAAGAAGGAUACCAGUAGAUACUGCACAUUCCAUGAAGGGCAUGGUCAUUACACAAACGACUGCUUCGCCUGGAAAAGGCACCUUGAAGAUCUCGACCAUUGCACGGAAUUUAUAGUAAGGAGGGCUAUCGAGGGCUAUCCAGCAAAUCAAGGAUUGUGA